Messenger RNA from Drosophila mauritiana, 664 nucleotides. RefSeq lists its product as uncharacterized. NCBI's taxonomy places the organism in Eukaryota, Metazoa, Arthropoda, Insecta, Diptera, Drosophilidae. Bases 100 to 594 code for a protein of 164 amino acids. The transcript has 3 exons. The record is from RefSeq and is a predicted model, not a curated record.
GAACUUUCGCUUCAUUUAGACUGGUUAGGUGGUUGGUUAAUUCCAUUUGUCUUCGUUUUUUUGUAUUAUUUUCGCGAAGGGAUAAUUUUUUAAUCGUUUAUGAUUAUUAAAAAUUUACAAACAACUAACAUCUUUGGAAUCUUAAAAAUGAGUUUUCAAUUUGCCGUACUGACCCUUAUCUUAACAGCCUUCACAGUCUCUCUGUGUGCUGAACAAAAAAUUUCAAAGGGUGACGGAGGUGAAAUACGAAUUUUCAAACGUCUUAUUCCUGCCGAUGUUCUACGAGAUUUUCCGGCAAUGUGCUUUGCUUCAACUCGAUGUGCCACUGUUGAGCCCGGAAAGUCGUGGGACCUUACUCCAUUCUGUGGUCGAUCUACUUGUGUUCAAAAUGAGGAAAAUGACGCAAAGCUAUUGGAACUCGUAGAAGACUGCGGGCCAUUGCCACUGGCGAAUGACAAAUGUAAAUUGGACACAGAAAAGACUAAUAAAACCGCAUCGUUUCCUUUUUGCUGCCCCAUCUUUACAUGUGACCCCGGUGUUAAAUUGGAAUACCCCGAGAUCGGAAGGGAUAAUGACAAAAAGAAUGUUGAGUGAUUGAAAACCAAUAUAUUAUGUAAACGUGUGUCAAUACAAUAAAAACAUUUGUUGCUUUAGUCAGAAAGAA